This is a messenger RNA of Ixodes scapularis (black-legged tick), 1723 nucleotides long. RefSeq names its product snake venom metalloproteinase kistomin-like. Lineage: Eukaryota; Metazoa; Arthropoda; Arachnida; Ixodida; Ixodidae. The record is from RefSeq and is a predicted model, not a curated record. Gene Ontology annotation, molecular function: metalloendopeptidase activity. Gene Ontology annotation, biological process: membrane protein ectodomain proteolysis. The coding region runs from base 1 to 1704 and encodes 567 amino acids. The transcript is spliced from 14 exons.
AUGGCUCCAUUUCUAGCUUCAGUGCUUAUCUGUGCCAUGGUGGCGGAGGGCCUUCGGGCAGGACCUUCUGCAGAAUAUGUUGUUUACCCAAGACUUGUGGAAGCAAGAGGACUGAAUGGAACAAAGCAACUUCAAGUCAAUGAGAAAAUUACUCUGCAUUUAGAGAAGAGUUCUGUACUCGCUGAAAAUCUAGUUGUAUCAACAAUUAAUGGCGACGAGCAAGUGGAUACUUUGGUAGAUGGCAGAGAAGUGGAAAAGGACAUUUACCGUGAUCAAAGUAAAAUGGCAGCGGUAUCUGUCACAGAGAAAGACGGAUCUGUGGAAGUGAGGGGGUCUUUGGGCCACACGCUGAGGAUUGCCCCUCUGCCACUGAUGGGGCGCUCUGAAGAUGGACGCAUCGCACACAAAGUUUUUGAAAUCGAAGAUCCGGCGGAAUUCAAAACUGACUACAUAGUCCCAUCGGAACGGAAUAUCCCGCUAACACGACAACCAAUACGACCUCAAGUAAAAUUGCCCGACCUUUUCCUUGCCGAGGUGCAUUUUAUUUUCGAUGAAAACCACAGUAGACACUUUGCCGGGGUAUCGAGCCUUUUAAAGUAUGCAGCAUUAACUGUUAACAUGAUAAACAUGCGAUACGCCGUUAUGACGCAUCCAAGAGUUCAGUUUGUUCUGGUUGGUGUUUCUACCAUAACAGGGAGGGACUCUAUUACGGAAAUAGUAGAAGAUCAAGAUGUCUUGAGGCCACACACCCACAGGAAAAAAUACGCGCUAUCUGAGAAAACGCUGGAGAAUCUUGCAGAUGCUGUUUACACCAAUAAGAUUAAAGUCAUUGCAGACCUCACCGUCUUGGUUACAUCGUUGGACUUUGCAGAUUAUGAAAAUGGACAACUCUCUAAUGGCGUCUUGGGUGUUGCCUACCUUGGGGGUAUGUGCAGUAUACGUCUGCGAGCUGCCGAAACAGAGGACACACCUCAUACAUACAGCAUGGUCUCCAUUUUAGUGCACGAACUCGGGCACUCGCUUGGAAUGGUUCAUGAUGGGGACAAAGCAGUCUAUAGCACUGCUAGAUACAAACAUCAUGUAUGCAGUGCACGUGAUGGCUACACGAUGGCACCUGUUGCACACGGCGCUCGGGAUGGACAAUGGUCUUCGUGUUCCUUGGAACACUUGCGUGGUUUUCUUGAGACUCUAAAACAGGCUUGCUUUGAUAUGUUAUCAGCGAAACAUUACCAGAUAAAUAUGACACGAUUUCCGGGAGCGGACAUUACAAAGCAACAAUUGUGUGAGAAAAAGUAUUCAGACUUCAAGGGCGUGACCGUUCAUCCCGAAUCCCUAAAUGCCGCGGAUUGCAGAAUAUGGUGCUGUCCUCGUAAUUUCAGCCGCCGAUGUCUACAAGCUCAUCUUACGGAUGGAAUGGAAUGUAAAAAAGGAUUUUACUGUGUCAAACACCAAUGCGUUGAGAAGGUGACGCACCAGCCAUCCAGGCCAGCGCCGCCUGCACGUUAUACAACACGGUCAACGACAACAACCACUACACGGAGGAGACUCACCACUCGAAGAAAUUGGUGGGCGUUUCGGCCGUACAUGGGCCGAGACAGUAGAAACCCCGACUCGAAGAGCACCCAUCAGUCAAGGACGGACGCAGUUUUAAGGAAGACGCAUCAUUCGCUCGUGGAGCGGGCCAGGGCUACACUCCCACAUUAAUUGGACUGCGCCCAAUCUC